GCCACAAUCUGAAAGGUCCAGGUGGUCUGCUCGUGCUUCCUAAUGCAAUCCAGCACAACAGCUUUAAUAAACAGCUCUAUUUAGUUCUCCCUCCCUGUAUCCAGGGAAGUGAACUGGUCUGGGGCUGCUGUGAUGAAAUGCCAGAAGAAUAUCUCUCAAAGGCCUCACAAGCUGAUUUUUAGAGCUUUUCCGUUUUGUCGUCUUUGUCUUCCAAAUGGGAUCCAAUGAUAGCUGGACAAGUCAGUAAGCCCUUGCUGUCACUGCGGAGUGAAAUGAAUGCAGAGUUGAGAGGUGAGGACAAGGCAGCUACUUCAGACAACGAGCUGAAUGAGCCCUUGCUUGCGCCUGUGGAAUCAAAUGACAGCGAGGACACUCCCAGCAAGCUCUUCGAGGCCAGAGGAAACACGGUGCUGCCUGACACGAGCCCAGCAGACCAGCACCAACCCAGUCAGUCCCAUCCUGCAUUCCCUGUUGGGCCUCAGCCGUUACUGACAGCCCAACAGUUGGCCUCAGCAGUAGCGGGGGUGAUGCCGGGAGGCACUCCAGCCCUCAAUCAGCCCAUCCUUAUUCCUUUCAACAUGGCUGGGCAGCUGGGGGGCCAACAAGGGCUCGUCCUAACUCUACCUACAGCGAAUCUCACCAACAUCCAAGGGCUGGUAGCAGCAGCUGCAGCAGGAGGCAUCAUGACUUUGCCAUUGCAAAAUCUACAAGCUACCUCAUCCCUGAACUCUCAGCUUCAACAGCUUCAGCAUCUUCAGCAGCUCCAGCAUCAACAGCAGCAGCAAGGUCAGCAGCAGCAGCAGCAAAGCCAGCAGCAGCAGCAAGGUCAGCAGGCACAGACUCCACAGCCAGCCCAGCAGACCCAGCAGCCACAGCCACAGCCAUCAGCGCCACCGCAGCAGAACCAAACACAGUCCCAGAGCCAGAACCAACCACCUCCGGCCCCACAGUCCUCCAGCUCCCCUCAGAAACCCAGCCAGUCACCAGGGCAUGGCCUUCCAUCCCCUCUUACUUCACCAAAUCCAUUGCAGCUGGUGAACAAUCCGCUAGCAAGUCAAGCAGCAGCGGCUGCCGCCGCAGCAGCUAUGGGCUCGAUAGCAAGCUCACAGGCCUUUGGCAAUGCCCUCUCCAGUCUUCAGGGGGUCACAGGUCAACUCGUCACUAAUGCACAAGGACAGAUUAUUGGAACAAUUCCCCUGAUGCCUAACCCAGUCCCCUCCAGCCAGGCGGCAGGUGGAGCUCAGGGACUUCAGGUGCAGCCGAUAACUCCACAGUUAUUGACCAAUGCCCAGGGUCAGAUCAUCGCUACCGUCAUCGGCAACCAGAUACUCCCAGUGAUCAAUACCCAGGGAAUCACACUAUCGCCGCUCAAGCCAGGCCAGCAGCUCCAUCAGCCCUCCCAGACGCAAGUGGGACAAGCAGCCUCACAACCCAAUCUCCUGCAUUUGGCUCACAGUCAAGCAUCUAUGUCUCAAAGCCCAGUGCGUCAGGCUUCCUCUUCUUCCUCCUCAUCCUCCUCCUCUUCAGCUUUGAGUGUUGGCCAGUUAGUCAGCAAUCCUCAAACAGCCACUGGAGAGGUGGAUGGGGUGAAUCUGGAAGAAAUCCGAGAAUUUGCCAAAGCUUUUAAGAUCCGGCGCCUGUCCCUUGGCCUGACACAGACUCAAGUUGGCCAAGCCCUGAGCGCCACGGAAGGCCCAGCCUAUAGCCAGUCUGCCAUCUGCAGACACACCAUCCUGAGAAGCCACUUUUUCCUACCACAGGAAGCCCAAGAGAACACUAUAGCUAGCAGUCUGACAGCCAAACUGAACCCUGGCCUUUUGUAUCCUGCCAGGUUUGAAAAGCUGGACAUCACCCCUAAAAGUGCCCAGAAGAUAAAGCCGGUGCUUGAGCGGUGGAUGGCUGAGGCUGAGGCCCGCCAUCGAGCAGGUAUGCAGAACCUUACCGAGUUUAUCGGAAGCGAACCAUCCAAAAAGCGCAAGAGGCGUACCUCAUUCACGCCACAAGCCCUUGAGAUCUUGAAUGCCCACUUUGAGAAGAACACGCACCCCUCUGGGCAAGAAAUGACAGAGAUUGCAGAGAAACUGAACUAUGACCGGGAAGUAGUUAGAGUUUGGUUCUGCAAUAAGAGGCAAGCACUGAAGAACACAAUUAAACGUUUGAAACAACACGAGCCCGCGACGGCAGUUCCUAUGGAGCCUUUAACAGACUCUCUGGAAGAAAACUCCUAAGAACAAAACCAAACCAAACCACACACAAAAAUCCCUGCACCAACAGAACCCUAACCAUUCGAACUCUGUGAAAAUACCUGUUCAUCACCCUUGUAAGUAAAAGACUGAGAAAACCACAAGAAGGACAGAACAGUUUCUAAAUGUCCGUGAGUUUUCCUAUUUAAAAAAAAAAUACACAACACUUAGCGUGUGUGUCGUAGAAUUAGUUCCCAAAACAACAAAAAAAAAAAAAAAGAAAAAGCCAGUUUUUUUAAAUGGACAUAAAGUAAACCAAAUAACUGCUUACUUUUUUCUGUAUAUUAUGAAAAUGUGAACACAUUUUAAGGAAAAACAAAACAAAAAGUACAAAAAAAGAAAAAAAAAAGAAAAAAG
This is a messenger RNA of Columba livia (rock pigeon), 2600 nucleotides long. RefSeq names its product POU class 6 homeobox 2 (gene POU6F2). Gene Ontology annotation, biological process: regulation of transcription by RNA polymerase II. Gene Ontology annotation, molecular function: DNA-binding transcription factor activity, RNA polymerase II-specific; RNA polymerase II cis-regulatory region sequence-specific DNA binding. Lineage: Eukaryota; Metazoa; Chordata; Aves; Columbiformes; Columbidae. Bases 225 to 2228 code for a protein of 667 amino acids. The transcript has 10 exons. The record is from RefSeq and is a predicted model, not a curated record.